Manihot esculenta (cassava) is the source of this 1085-nucleotide messenger RNA. Its product is annotated as late embryogenesis abundant protein D-34. The record is from RefSeq and is a predicted model, not a curated record. Bases 26 to 856 code for a protein of 276 amino acids. Lineage: Eukaryota; Viridiplantae; Streptophyta; Magnoliopsida; Malpighiales; Euphorbiaceae. The transcript has 3 exons.
AGCGGCGCGUAUCGAAGUCCUAAAGAUGAGCCAGGGACAACCGCAGAGGCCCCAGGAAGGCGGGCUAGACCAGCCACCGGGACAACAAGGUGGCCCAGGUGGGCGUACAAGUCAAGGGCAAGAGCCAAUCAAAUAUGGUGAUGUUUUCAACGUCUCAGGGGACCUUGCAUCCAUGACUGUGGCACCAGAAGAUGCUAACAUGAUGCAGACCGCUGAAACGAUGGUUUUUGGGAAGACCCAGAAGGGUGGAGUAGCCGCUUCCAUGCAAGCUGCUGCAACCCAGAACGAGCGAUCCGGACUUGUUGGUCACCGCGACGCCACAGAUGCUGCGAGCGAUCGUGGCGUUUCUGUCACAGAGACUGAUCUCCUGGGAGCCCGCGUAAUCACUGAGAGAGUUGCUGGACAGGUGGUUGGACAAUAUGUGGAACCCACUCCAGUGCCGGGUAUGACAGCGGGAAGCGUCCAGAACGCCAUAACUAUAGGAGAAGCAUUGGAAGCCGCAGCGCAAACAGCAGGUAACAAGCCAGUAGAGCAGAGCGAUGCUGCGGCAAUUCAGGCAGCAGAGGUGAGAGCAACUGGUAGCAAUGUCAUUGUUCCAGGUGGUCUCGCAGCCGCAGCUCAAUCUGCGGCAUCUUACAAUGCGGGAAUAAGUAACACCGAUGACAAGAUUAAACUCACCGACGUUCUGACGGAUGCGACAUCGAAGUUGCCGGCAGAUAAGGUGGUGACAAGAGCUGAUGCAGAGAGGGUUGUGAGUGCGGAGCUGAGGAACAACCCCAAUCUGACAAUGCAUCCUGGUGGUGUUGCGUCGUCAUUGACUGCAGCUGCUAGGCUUAAUGAUAAUGUUGAUGUGUAAUAAAAACUAGUAGUAUUUUUUUUUCUUUUGGGGUCUAAAAAACUAGUAAUAGUUUGAGAUAUUUGUGAUUGUAUGCAACGCUCACAUAUGGAUGUAUGGUAUUGCUGUAAUUAUUAUAUGUUGCAGGUUUUGGGUGGUGUUCGGUGUUUCCCUGUUCCGAUCAAUGUUCUAGUAGCUUGUGGUAUCCUUGUUUUUGGGAUAGUGCCCUUAUUCUAAUCAUCUACCUUCG